Molecule: messenger RNA, 1293 nt
Organism: Botrytis cinerea B05.10
Lineage: Eukaryota; Fungi; Ascomycota; Leotiomycetes; Helotiales; Sclerotiniaceae
Exons: 2
Coding region: 98-1054 (318 amino acids)
Source: RefSeq, a predicted model, not a curated record
GAUUUCCUACCCAGCAACAAGCAUUCUUUUCCUCUAGGUUGGACCAUCAGCGAAAUCACACACCUCCGCCUCGACUGAAAACACAAUUUCAAAUACGAUGGCUCCUACAAUAUUGAUUGUUGGUGCGACAGGCAAUACUGGUCGAAGUGUCGUGAAGACCCUUUCAGACUCAAUCAACAAUAACAAAACACUUGCAGGGCAUCGAAUCAUUGCCCUUACACGAUUUUUGGACAGCUUUACUGCACAGACAAUUAGCAAACUUCCAAAUGUCACAAUUGAAGAGAAAAAUUGGGUUGAUAUCAAUCCCGAGUGGUUGAAGGAACGUAAUGUCGUCAAAGCUUUUAUUGCUUCGCAUAAUGAACCUUCUCAAUUUGCAGACGAAUCAACAUUCCACCUUGCUUUACUUGAAGCUGGCGUCAAGUAUGUUGUACGCAUAUCCACUACAGCUGCCAAUGUCCAUCCCAACUCCCCAGUCUACUAUCCACGCCAGCAUUGGGCUAUAGAGACUUUAUUGAGCUCUCAUGAGUUUGAAAAGCUUCAAUGGACCUCACUACAGCCAAAUGUUUUCACAGGUUUCGUUCUCGGGCCUGCCUUGGAGUUCAUCAAGCAAUAUCGCAAAGACGGCAAGCAAAAUAAGCUUCUGUUGAUGCCUGAUGCCGAUGCACCUCUUGCGUGUAUUGACCCAGACGAAGUUGGUCGCUUUGCCGCUGUGCUUCUAGCCCAGGAGGAUUACUCCAUCCACAACAAGAAGAAAUACGAACUCAACGGGCCAGUGAAUAUCAACGGAAAGCAGAUUAUCAAGCUGGUGGAGCAAAACAUCGGAAUGGAAGUCAAGGAUUUCAAGUUUAGAGACAUGACUUUCAUUGACGCUUGGGCUGAUUCAGUCAAGGAUCAUAAGAGUCACAUUCUAUCCAUUAAGGGUGCUCCUCAAACCGGCUGGGAAGGAAAGUGCUCGACAGCAACCACUAGUAAGGAGUUCUUGGAGCUAUCUCCACCAAAGAUCACUCCUGAAAUGUGGUUGAAAUCUGCUCUUGAAGAACAAACAAGUGGAUAGAUAGCUUUGAUUCAUUAAACCAAUUUAUAUUUGCUAUUAUUUGAUAUUGCUAUUUCCAAUGUUUAUUCACCUCUCCACAUAAAAAUCAACAAUAGAAAUCUCUUCAAGAAACUAGCAAUGAAAUAAAAAUAAUUACCAAUUCGCUGUAUAUAAUCAACCGUUUCUUAAUCUCUUGUUGAUCCGAACAAGAUUCUCUAAGCAGUCUCUCAUUAUCACCAAAGAUUUUGUCUGCUUCAUUU